UUUUAACUAGGUGGCAGCCCAUUGAUUGCACACAAACAAAAAACAAACAAAAUAGAAUUAACUAAUAAGUUUAAUAGUAAUACUACCCAAGACUUGGAAAUGAUCUCUACGUGACACUGACAGAUUAAACAACAUUGUACGUGGCGUCAUCUCGAAGGAGUCUCUUGGAAAUUAAAUAUUGAAAUAGUUGCUGCAAUUAAAAAUACAAAAUGGAUGAGAACAAGUCAUUUAAAUGCAAUGUCCCUGGAUGCGAAAAGGCGUUCUGGUUUAAGUCGGCAUUAACGCGACACUUGAAAAGACACAAAGAAAAAGAAGAUCCAGAUGCACCCGCAGUUACAUUUGGUUGCAGUGAUUGUCCAAAACAGUUUGCUAAAAUCGAGUCAUUGCGACGACACUAUAGAACGACGCAUGGCAAUGUAUAUGUGUAUCCAUGCGAAUACGAGGGCUGUAAUCAAAUGUUUCAGCGGAGGGACAAUCUUACCAGGCAUGCGGCCUCGCACAGUGAGAACAAGAAUAAUUGUGAUGUUUGUGGUAAAUCUUUUGCUAGAAAAGAUGCCUUAACCAGACAUAAAAGAAUACACACGAGAAAAGUGCAAUCAUCAAAAAACACAAAGAAUGGACGUACUUCCACCCAAGAUAAUUUAAAUACAACUUCUGAUGAAGCGUGGACACUAAAAUGUGAUGAGAUGAUAUUUCAAAUCGAUGUAAAGAAAGAAGAAUCAAAAGUCUGACUGUUUUCCGUGUCCGUUUCAGACUCCAAAGAAAAAACUUCAAUCUAGGAGCAUAACAAAAGAUGAAUAAAAAACAUUUUCGGAUCGAGGUUUUUACGAAUAAUAUCAUAUAUGAUAGGGUAUAAAAAUUCUUUGCUCAGAAGAAUGACAGGAAAUGUUAUUGUGCUAUAACAUUGGAAAAUUUAUAAUAAAAUCUUUAUAUUAGUAAUA
Drosophila innubila is the source of this 941-nucleotide messenger RNA. RefSeq names its product zinc finger protein 2-like. The transcript is spliced from 5 exons. Gene Ontology annotation, biological process: regulation of transcription by RNA polymerase II. Gene Ontology annotation, molecular function: sequence-specific DNA binding; DNA-binding transcription factor activity, RNA polymerase II-specific. The record is from RefSeq and is a predicted model, not a curated record. NCBI's taxonomy places the organism in Eukaryota, Metazoa, Arthropoda, Insecta, Diptera, Drosophilidae. Gene Ontology annotation, cellular component: nucleus. The coding region runs from base 210 to 731 and encodes 173 amino acids.